AUGAGUGACAAGAAAUCCAGACAUGUUAUCUAUAAGAAAACAUCCCGUGAUAAAGCGGUAUGGCUCUUACAGUAAAUAUGAACACGUGGCAAUUUAUAAAAGAAAAACUAUAUCUACCAGUUUGAUGUAGAUGAACAGGACAAGCUGUAUCCAUAUUUUAUACAUACUGAUUUGAGCAUGCUGUAUGUCGUAUAUUAGUUGGAUUCCAUCUAUGGUUUUCUUGCAAUGCCAAGAAAGAUACCACCUAGGAAGAGGUCAUAACAUAGAUCUUGGCUGCUUCUAUGACUCCUGUAGAUGAAACAUACCACUUCCUAUUUAAUGUUCUCUUCGAAAUUCUACUUUGGCAGAAAAUCACAGUUGUUCACCAAUUAAUAAAAUAUCAGGAAUUCACAUAGGGAUUGCAAAUGGAGGCCAAAAUAGCCAAGUUGAAAUUCUUUUGAGAAUUAAAGUAUUUUGUCCUACAAUUUGCAGUUCCUGACAUAUUUCUAACAACUGAUGGAUUGAUAAAUAACCUGGAAUUGUUUUAAACCUUUAGAUUCUGAUUAGGUUUAUGAAGGUUUUUCUUUUUUUGGUUGAACAUUUUUUCUACAUUUAAUGUAAAUGCAUUUCAGAUCUACUUCUGGAUAUAUGUAAUCUCUUCUGCACCAGUCUUAAUUCCAUCCGCAUUAUACACAUCACUUUUGUUCUUCUUUGUCUACACAGGUGAGUGUAUACCUGGGUAAACGAGAUUAUAUCGAUCACGUUGAAUCAGUGGAGCCAGUAGGUGAGUACCAAGUAAUGGGCAAAUAAUUUUUAUGAUAGUGCCAUCACCAUAAACGAGAGGGAGCGCUAAAAGUAACUUGCACCCAUACUAUAAGCUUCUCCAAUUAAAGGGAGGGUCCACAGGACAAGUCUGGCUGAUCUUUGGAAAUCCCUCCUAGCCAGUAUGGUAAAGUGACAGAGUAUGAUUGCCUAAUUUGUCUUAUGGUAGUGUAGGCCCGACUUGGGGCCCUCUGUGAAUUAACCUGCUUCCCCAGGAUGCCAAACAAGCAUAGCUUCACCAUAAAAGGAAAACCAGGUACUUAAGGUACAUGCACUAUACGAGUGAUAUUUAAUUUGAUGGGCAUGUCGUAUAUACAUAUACAUAUACAUUAUGCAGUAUAGUGUCAAUCAGUGCUAAAUGUCACAGGAAUAAAGAUUAUUUAUAAGCCAAUGAAACCUCCUAAUACAUAGCCUUAUAUAAUAAUAUACAAUAAUAUUGAUGCCAAACAAAAGCCUUAUAUUUAGCUUCUUAGAAAUGAUAGCAUACAUUUUAUAUUUUUGGUAAACUUUUAAAAUGAUUUAAUAUUACAUAUUAAAUCAUUUUAAAAGUGUAGUAUAUAUAUAAGUUUAGAAUAUAUAUUGUCCAAAUAUCUCAAGGCAUAUAUUUGCAUUGUACAGUUUCAUAAUGAUAUAAGUUUAAAAUUUAGGCUUAAAAAGACACAAGCCCAGCACGUUUAGCCUGUCACAUAUCUUUUUAUCCUAGUGAUACAGUUGGGAUUAUAUUUCUUGCUAAAUUCCAAUAAGAACCACAUGUCAUACCGUAAAUGAAACAUUUAUCUUCUAACAUGUAGAAGUACGAAACAGAUUUUAAAUAUGUUGCGUUACACUUCUUUCCUUUAAUGUUCAUCUUUUUAAAAAUGUAUGUUAUUUUUCAUAGAUGGUGUUGUUCUAGUGGAUCCUGACCUUCUCAAGGGAAAAAAAGGUACAUGUUGUAAAAAUAUUAAAAAGCAAAAAAACAAACUAAAUUAAAAUUAUGCAUACAGUCAAAUUGAUGUUUUGCCUUAUUUACCAUUAUGUUAACCCUGGCAUAUGGGGUCAUUAUAUGAUCAAGUGAUACACAUUCAGGUCUCAAUUUGAUAAGCUUUCAAAAUAAUUCAAUACUGUUAGAAACGUUCCAAAUGAUUUGUGUACUAUAUUCUAAUAGAUUUUAAUGGUGACUUCUGUAGAGAAAUCAUUUGGAAAGUUAUUCGAACAGUAUUGAAUCACGUGGAAAGCUUAUUAAAUUAGGUCCUUAAUUGGAUAACACCAUGUUUAAUAUAUAGCUUUUAUAUUGUGAUGGUGUAUUAUGUCAAAACAAUAUUUACUUUGCUUGUAGUCACUGAAUUUGCAAAACCUAAACUACACAAUUUUGCAUGUUCUGCUUAUUAAACCUUUUUAUUAUGUAUAUAUUUUCAGUGUAUGUCACUGUGACCUGCGCAUUUCGCUAUGGUCAAGAAGAUAUUGAUGUCAUUGGGCUGACCUUUCGCAAAGACCUCUACUUUGCUCGAACUCAGGUUUAUCCACCAAUAGAAGACCCCAAAACUAUCACCAAGGUCCAGGAGCGGCUAAUGAAGAAGCUGGGGAACAAUGCCUAUCCCUUCUUGAUGCAGGUAAUGUCUAAUUUCACGAGGGGUAUACUUACGGAAAAAAAACUUACAUUAACAAGCUGUAAGUGUUCUACAAUAAUGCACAGUGUCUAUUAAACCACCGAGCUCCACAGUUUUACAACUAACAGCGAUAUACCGUUUGCACCAGUAUGGUUUCUAUUAAUUUCAAAAUAUAGUCAUACAGACUACAAACACAUUUGGUGUACAUUAGAAUUUAUGAAAUACUGCAAGGAUACCAAUAUUAAGGAAACCGUAAAACUUUUUACUAAUAAAAUCAUAAAGAUUUAAUUACUUAUACAUUAUACCCCCAUCGCUGACUCUGUUCUACAAAAUAGACCUCACCUAGCUUCCCUUACUGUGCAAUGCAUAGAAUAGAAUGUUGGUAGUGGUGGUUUCAUAGUCAACUACUAAAAUAUUAAGAAUUAAAAUAUUUAUUAGACACAUUCACCAUAUUCGCUUCCUCCUUCCUUCACAAUAGAUAAUUUGGGAACUCCGUUCCUCCUGCAAAUAUUGAAGGGGAACUGAGUUUUUCGUGAGUUUCCACUGCUCUAACAGCUCUGACAGAGCUCCAUAACAGUACACCCCUUAGUGGACUUUUUCUCUAAAUAACGGUGAUCAAGUAGUUUCCAUAGUCUUGGUAAUGGUACAUCAUCACCAACCUCUGAUAUUCUAAAUAAUAAAAGUCCUUGUUUGGCCAAUUGGCCAUCAUAUCAUAUUCCCUGCUAUUGAGCUGCAACAUUUAAUUUAAAAUAAUUUUUUUUACUGCCUUUGAAUAUACCUCUCUUAUGCACUGUAUGUCUUUUUCAGUUCCCUGAUUAUCUUCCAUGUUCGGUGUCUCUCCAGCCAGCUCCCACUGAUGUGGGAAAGGUGAGAUUUAUCUUUUCACUUGUUUUUGUUUUUUUCUCUACACCUUGAAAUCAAGUAGGGUUAUAAAAUUCUUAAACACUUUUUGCUGUAAUAGUGCCUAUUGUAUGCUCCACGUUGUACAGAAAUUGCAUACAAUAAGGGGUAGGCAAACUUUGGGACUCCAGAUGUUGUGGACCAAAUCUCUAUUAAUGCUCUUACAGCUGUAAUGCUGGCAAAGUAGAUGUAGUCCACAUUAUCUGGAGUGCCGAAGGUUGUUUACCCCUGCAUAGACCUUUGGCUUGACGAUUUAGAUGUUGGCUCAUCCUUGCUCAUUCCAUGGAAAUUUAAACAAUGGGAGUCAGACUCUGGAUAACAUCUUUGUUAGACUUCAUUCUCUCUCAUUCUAUCCACAUUUCAAGUAGAACCUUCACUGAUAAUUGAUAAAAUAACCCAUCAUGCACAGCCAGUCCUGCAUUGGUUUAAGAAUGACACUGAAUGUGAUAAUUGGGCAAGUGCCUGUUGUAGCCUUUGGAUAAUCACAAUGGAAAUUCUAAAGCCGAUUACAGGCUGGCAUGCUUUAAGUGUGGCUAUGGAAAGUACAGAAGCCAUUUGCCUGACUUAAUACUGUUCAAUUGCAUUUAUCUGUUUCUCCCAGGCCUGCGGUGUGGAUUUUGAAAUCAAAGCUUUUUCUGCAACCAACUUGGAAGAAAGAAUUCGCAAAAAGUGAGGACAUAAAAGCAACACACUAAAUAAGUAAUGCCUUCAAUGUCCUUUUAAGUUACAGGCUGCAAUACAUUCUCAUUUAAAGUGGUAACACUCUUUCUUAAAAGGAAAUUCCAUUUCCAAAUACAAAUAUAAAUAAGUUAAAAUAAUAAAAUACAUCACUAUUUAGUAGAUAUACCUCCAAUGAAAACAUGCAUGCAUUAAAUUGUGUAUUUUUACAUUGAGGGUAUAUGUAAAACAGCUAGCAAUAGCUGCAGAUCUCUUGUUUGCAGCCUUUACAAUCCCUAACCUUCUUCCCCAACCCAGACUUUCUGUGGUUCAAUCACAGACUUCCCAAUGCAACUUAUUGAGAAGUCUUUGCAAGGCAGGUGCUCUGGGCAAUUUCAGCCUCUUGAAUUUAGCUCCACUGAGCUAAACAACCAGGAAGCAUUAGGAACAGUUGUCUGACAGCCAUAGGGUAUAACAAGGUUAGCUUAUAAAAGUGCCAAUUUCUGUGGAAAUCUGCACUUUGUGUAAAAUGAAAAAGAGGACACACUCCUCACUUAUAAAACAUUUCAGCAAGCUAAAGUGCUUGGGGUGUUCCUUUAACAUUUUUUUUUACAGGGUCCCAACUUCUAAGCAAGCCAUGAGCAUCACUUAUAAAUUUAAUAAUAAUAUUAAUAAUAAUGUCAAUACAUUACAUUGGGUCUCCUUUACUUCUACAUGCAAAUUUGCCCAGUGAGGGAAGAUUAUCGAACCGGGACCCAAUUCUGCAUCCUGAGAUUAGUUCAUUCAUUAAUUAAAAAUGUAAAUUAAUUAAUAUAUGAAAGUGCAUUCUUUUGCAUACAAACAUGUAAGUACGUGGUUGCUUACCUUGAUAGAGUGGGGGUACAUUUAUUGGUUUUCAAAUGAAUAUGGAAAGAAUUUGUAGGAGAGUUAUGACAAAUGAGCAAAUUACAGAUCUAAUAAUUAAUGAUCCAGGCACACAUUAUAGAUUCAUGCACUGAACAAAGCUUGUCUAGGUCCUUAGAUUCCCUCAGAUAUAUAUUUUUGUAUUUCCAGAAAUUCUGUCCGUCUGUUGAUCCGCAAGAUCCAAUAUGCUCCUGACCAGCCAGGUCCCAGCCCCAGAGCAGAGACAUCUUGGCAAUUCUUUAUGUCUGACAAGCCUCUUCACCUGACUGCAAGUCUGACUAAGGAGGUGAGAGAGUCUCUAAAGUAGUGAUGGUCGUGAAUGACUUGCAGUUCAUUCAUAAUUGCACACUAAUGCAUUGGUCCUGUUUCAGGUGUUCUACCAUGGAGAACCUAUAUCAGUGGCUGUCACGGUGACCAACAACUCUGACAAGACAGUCAAGAAAAUAGCUGCAUCAGGUACUAUAUGAUGUGUACAAGUGUCAUUGUUCUAUCAUCUACAUGCAAACAGAAAUAUUAUAAAAAAGAAAUGAAAUGAAUAGGUUUUAAGAGAAAUACUAAACUUGUAUUGGCUAAAAAGGAGUCUUCAGAGUUUGCAGGCUUCUGGCAUAAUGUUCUAGAAUUCAAAACGGUAUUUAGCCUUCUACCUUCCACAAUGAAAAGGUGAGCAACACUGACACAGAGAAUUCAUGUGCAGAACAAUGUGCUAUAAAUUCUCAGUGUACCAGUCUCUGCGAUUAUCCUACCGUGAGAAUAUACGGGGUCAAAAUCUUUACAUAGACCUAAAGAAAAGCAUUGUACAUAAAGCUGGAGAAACAAAUUGAUUUUAAUAUGGUUACAUUGUCUCUCAUACUUGACAUCACAAGGCUCGAUGGAGAAUUGUCAUCCAUCAGGAAUUUAUUACGUUAUUCAAUUACUUAUUAUAUGAAACAUGGGGGGGUGGUUGCACUCACCUGAACAUGCUUAAAUGGGGUGCUGCUGGGGGCCAUAUUAUACAAUAAACAAUACACAAGAUUCAGCGCACUCUCCUAUCUACUAAACAGCAACUUCAAUGUUUGCAGAUUUUAUUAGUUUUUAAAAAAAGUUUUUUCUAAAGGUUUUUUUAAAAAAAAAACACCUAAUCUAGGCAAAACGUAAUGGGGGUUUAGUUACAUGAUAUGAUCAUACAUUGCAUAAGCCUGCCACAACGUCAAUGUUCGCCACCCAAAGAUGGAUCUUGUGUAUUGUCAAUUACUUAUUAUUGCCCCUGAUCCAAGGGAUUGUCCUGCUAGAUAGGUUGAAACUCUUAUAAAGCCUGCCUGGAGAUGGAUGUGUUUGGCUUGUCAGAGACAAUGUCUUUCUUAGGGAUUUUUGGAACUGAUUAUUAUUUAACGGAUGAGAUUUAAGGAUGUAACCACAGUUAUUAGUACAAAUUAAGAAGACCGCACAUUUGUAGCAAUUAUUUUCUUUUGAAGUCUGUAACACUCAUUAAGACGUGUUUCUCUCUUCCGUACAGUGGAACAAGUUAGCAAUGUGGUGCUGUAUUCCAGUGAUUAUUACGUCAAGACUGUAGCUUUGGAUGAAUCAGAGUGA
Messenger RNA from Pelobates cultripes (western spadefoot toad), 6416 nucleotides. The record is from the annotation of a GenBank genome assembly. Lineage: Eukaryota; Metazoa; Chordata; Amphibia; Anura; Pelobatidae.